Messenger RNA from Cercocebus atys (sooty mangabey), 6527 nucleotides. It is a transcript of the gene GLS, whose product is annotated as glutaminase. The coding region runs from base 3038 to 3973 and encodes 311 amino acids. The record is from RefSeq and is a predicted model, not a curated record. NCBI's taxonomy places the organism in Eukaryota, Metazoa, Chordata, Mammalia, Primates, Cercopithecidae. The transcript is spliced from 12 exons. Gene Ontology annotation, molecular function: glutaminase activity; protein binding. Gene Ontology annotation, biological process: L-glutamine catabolic process.
UUGCAUUUUAACCUAGUAAAUUUUUUUUUUUAAUAGCUAAGGCAUAAAGAUGAAUCUGGGAUUAUUUAUGUAGAAUUGUGAAAAAUUUUCUCAUGGUGUUAAGAAAUUGUCUUACGGUAUAGAGUUAGGAUCUUUAUUUCAAAAUGAAUGAUGUAGUCAUUUCAAGGCAAAAUUAAAAACAGAUGACUCAUUGUAAAUUCCAACAAUUAUUUACUCUUGACUUGAAGAUCUGGAAAAUAUUUAAAGUCUGCUGAAUAAAGGCAUAGAGGCUUUUUUUUUUUUUUUUUAAGUUUUGGUAAUUUUCCUUUCAUUUCCUUUUGAGUCUUCUAGAAUAAACAGUUAUAAGUAGAAUUAAAGGCAUUUUACUGCAUAUUUGUUAUUAGUAUAUGUAGAAAGAAAUGUUCUAGUACUUAAGACAAACUACAUUUACCCUCAGAUUUUCUCAAGUCUUUGAUACUCUCAUGAGCUGAAAUGACAAUUUUUAUUGGAACUUGUUUCAUUUGGUUUUAAUUAAAACAAUUAAAUAAGGCUUAUUUCAAUUAAGUUAUAUUUUCUUAUGCUUUGAAAUUUGCAUUGUGAGGUUUUUUUGUUUUUUUGUUUUUUUGUUUUUUUAGUGUUUGGUUUGCCUUAAUAAUUGGAAGAUCUAGUAUUUGAAAAUAAGUAUUUGCAAAUGGUUCUUGUGUAAUAGAUUUUUAAAUCUAUCACACGAUUUUAGAUGUUUCAGAUUUUUAAUUUCUAAUUAUAAAUUUUAUUUAUAUUUAAAUAAAUUUUAUUUAUGUUUGGAACAUUUGUAUACUUCUUUGGUAAAUCUGUGCCUAUCUAUUCCAAGUUAGAGGAAAGCAUAACUACAUGGCUUUGUAAAUGCUUUACCGUGGAUGAGGUACACUGGUUACAUGAAGGAUAUUUGAGUAUAAAUUAUACCCUUGGCCCAGUUCACAACGCUUCAUCUAAUUUGUAUACUAGAAAUCCUUUAAGAGUUUUAUAUCUGUGAGAAAAAGCUUUUAAAAUAGAAGGCUAGUAUCUUAAGAAUCUAUGUGUUUACUUGUUACUUCAAGGCAAAUUCUUUGAAAGUAUUGGCCCAUUUGAUUCUUAUAACUCUAAUGAAGUAGAUGUUAUAGCCAAGUGUUUUUAAAAUGUAACUAAUUGUAAUAGGCUAUGGAGAAAGCUGUCAGUUUGAGGUGAAAGAAACUUGACAAUGCGAUUAUUUGCAAGGCACAGUCCCACCUUUAGGUAGCUUACUUCAUAGUAUGGGAUAUGCAAAAGUAAAUGGAUCCUUAUAAGAAAAUCAAUAAAUGCUGUGAUGAGAGAAAAGCCUCAUUAAUAAUUGCUUAGAUUUGAACAAGUAACUUAAAUUAGAAAUAAGGAAAGUUACUAUAAUGCUUGAUGAGAAAAACACCAAAAUUGUUUCUUCCCAGAAAAAUACCCACAUACCAUAAUUUUACGUAAACUUCCAGGUGUUCACUACUAUUGGAGGCUGAUCCAUGGAUCCUAGUUUAAGAACUCUUAAACUGGAGAGAAAUUAACAUACACUAGGUAUAGUCUCAAAAAGGGGUUUAUGUAAAUAAUUAAUAGAAGACUUCCUUAACUGCACAUAGUUAAAAAUCUUUCAUUUAACGAUUCAUGGGUUUAACAGACUACACCGAAAUGCUGCAUGUGGGAGUUGCAUAUCUGGUUAUCAUAUCACACUAUCAUUUCAUUAGUUUCACUUGCCAUGUUUAGUCAUGAGCCAUAAACUAUAUAUUGAGUUACAUUUUAGUAUGAGCGAUUAGAAACAAAGUUAAAAGAUGCGUACAACAUAAGUGUGGUUCAGUGUUCAACAGUGCAAAAAUUUAAUUGAGUCAUCUUGUACCUACAAAUUUGAUCAGUAGUUUUCAUAAAAAUUUAAAUCUAUUGGCAAAGUUGGAAAUGAGGCUUCAGGGUAUGGUUUAUAUUUAAGGUCACUUUCUCCUGAGUUUUUGUUUUGUUUUUAGCAUGUGUGUCUCAAGUGUUUUUUUUUUAAGUGAAGUUCAUAACAAAUCUUGGAGAGGAAAGCCUGAUGUAACCCUAUGUAAAAUUGAAUGCCCCAUAAUGUGUAAUAUUUUUCUUAGGAUCUUUUAGGGAAAGGAUUAAAUUCAUAUAAAUAUCUAUAAUGUGAUCUCUGCAAAUUGUAUGAUCACUUUGUAUUUAUAAAUUGGUAUUGGUUUGAAAUUUAGGUAAUAAAACCAUAGCCAAAAGGGCUUAAACAUUGUCAAACGCAGUUCUCUUACUUUAUAUAACUGAGGAAACUGAGAACCUGGCAAGGUUGUAACAGCAGUAGAAUUGAACUUGAACUAAAUCUCCUGAUAUUCAAUUUGCUGUUCAUUACAAUUCUCUCCGCCAUAUUUAACCUAGGUGUUUGCUAUUUCUCUUGAUGACAUCUUUAAUUUUAAUUAGCAUAGUUGUAUUGUCCAAAAUGCAGAAGUACUAUUUUCUUAAUUUGAACUAGUUCAAACGAUAGCAAUUUAUUGGUUUAAAAGUUGUAUCUCAUUUGAUAGCAAAUGUUAUGUAGUCAUUCUUUGGACAUUAGUCAGUAAAGAAACAGGCCCUUUUCCAAGGUGCUUGCAUCUGAGUACCUAACGCCACGGAUACUUCACCAUGGCUGCUAGAGGUGAAUUCUGUUUUUAGCUCUUUUAAUGGAUGACCUUAAGACUACUUGUGAUUUUUUUUUUUUUUCUUUCAAAAUUCAAGAAUUUAUCAUGGUGCCAUUAAAAUCAUUUUCUUCAUGUUACUCCCCCACCCCAAAAUUAAGUAGAGUCUUUAGUAAGACUCUUGAUUUCAUAAUUUUGUAGUGUUGAUAUUUUUUCCUUGUAGGAUUGGUGGUGAUCCUCAGGAAAUGGGGGAAGAGGCAGAGCAAAUGUUCAAAAGGAUUAGCAGAUUGUGGAAAAAAGGAGAAUUUGGACAGAAGGAGCCUGUUGCAUAAAUUCUUAACUACUAAGCUUAUAGGAAAACUACAAUAUUUAAAAUUUUAAACAAAGCUAUAUAGCAAGGAGUAAAUAAUGCUGAAAAAUUUGACUAUGUCAUGCAGUUUUUGAAUAAGAUGGCUGGUAAUGAAUAUGUUGGAUUCAGUAAUGCGACGUUUCAGUCUGAAAGAGAAAGUGGAGAUCGAAAUUUUGCAAUAGGAUAUUACUUAAAAGAAAAGAAGUGUUUUCCAGAAGGCACAGAUAUGGUUGGUAUAUUAGACUUCUACUUCCAGCUGUGCUCCAUUGAAGUGACUUGUGAAUCAGCCAGUGUGAUGGCUGCGACACUGGCUAAUGGUGGUUUCUGCCCAAUUACUGGUGAAAGAGUACUGAGCCCUGAAGCAGUUCGAAAUACUUUGAGUUUGAUGCAUUCCUGUGGCAUGUAUGACUUCUCAGGGCAGUUUGCUUUCCAUGUUGGUCUUCCUGCAAAAUCUGGAGUUGCUGGGGGCAUUCUUUUAGUUGUCCCCAAUGUUAUGGGUAUGAUGUGCUGGUCUCCUCCUCUGGAUAAGAUGGGCAACAGUGUUAAGGGAAUUCACUUUUGUCACGAUCUUGUUUCUCUGUGUAAUUUCCAUAACUAUGAUAAUUUGAGACACUUUGCAAAAAAACUUGAUCCUCGAAGAGAAGGUGGUGAUCAAAGGGUAAAGUCAGUGAUAAAUCUUUUGUUUGCUGCAUAUACUGGAGAUGUGUCUGCACUUCGAAGAUUUGCUUUGUCAGCUAUGGACAUGGAACAGCGGGACUAUGAUUCUAGAACAGCACUGCAUGUAGCUGCUGCAGAGGGUCAUGUUGAAGUUGUUAAAUUUUUGCUGGAAGCCUGCAAAGUAAACCCUUUCCCCAAGGACAGGUGGAAUAACACUCCCAUGGAUGAAGCACUGCACUUUGGACACCAUGAUGUAUUUAAAAUUCUCCAAGAAUACCAAGUCCAGUACACACCUCAAGGAGAUUCUGACAACGGGAAGGAAAAUCAAACCGUCCAUAAGAAUCUUGAUGGAUUGUUGUAAUGGUCUCAAAUCCCAAGAUUUAAAUCACUUACCUAUUUAAUUGUGGAAAAUGAUUAUGAAGACCGUGUGUAUUUCUAUCUGGUAGUGAUGUAUAUUUUACAUUUGUCAUUUCAGUGUUACUGGAGUUUUCUUCAUUGUGUGCACAGGACAAAUCUGAUCUCUUUGGGAAAAAAUAGAAAUAAAACAGUCUCCCUCCAUAAUGUGAGCAAUAUUACCUCGUGCAUUGUAUAAUUUGAUGUAAAAGAAAUAGUUACCAAUGCUAGCUUAAUUGUGUGGUCUUCCAUGAUUUAUUUGUGUUUUGUGAAUCUUCAAUUUAUGGUGAUGAUCUGCUGAUAUGCAUUUAUAAAUUAAGCUCUGUUGUACAGUCUGUCCAAAUGGGUCAAGGUUGCCUUUAGAAGCAAAUAGUGUGAUUUUCAAGACUUCAAAUACAAAUUUAGUUUGAGUGUUUGAACAACUAUGUGCACUUAUGGUUGUGUGUUUAAAGUGUCUCUCACCCUAGCUUCACGAUGUGACUCUUAAACAAACUAUAAUAGUUAACAACUGUUAGUAAGAUAGACCAAUUCUGAUUAGACUUUAUCAGGGAAUCUGUUUAAGAUAUGUUUGGUGACCAAAACAUAUGUGUGAAUGUAGUUAUAAUACUUUUGAAAAUUUUUCCUUUUUCUAUAUCCCCUUAGUCCAGCCUCUCUUCUCAUUUAGCUCUCUGCCUCUUUCCUUCAGCUGGGAAAGUGAGUGCUGGCAUACUAUGCAGUUUUUAUGUUUUCCAUAGUAAGUCAGAAAAUGCCUCCUAUUUCUGGCAUCAGAACUUUGCCAUUUGUCUACAGAAGACGAACCAGAAACAAAAUUACUAAGUAUAAAUUAGUCAAGUUUACCAGUCUAAAAAACGAAGGGAUGUGCAACCGCAGCUCUUUAAGAAGAUUUUUUUUAGCUUCUAGGGUAAAGAUAAAUUCAGAAAUGCUCUAAGCUACCAAAGUUAUUCUGAAAGUAUGGGAACUGCUACAACUAACAUUUGUUUCCAAGCCUGUCAUUAAGAGUCUGCACCAAGAGCUUUGUCCUCCUUGGGGGACCAUUGGAUCAUUCCAGAUUUCUUGUGAUUUUCUAUUGUGUAAUUCUUGGUGGGCUCUGUAGUUUAAUAAUAAGAAAAAGGCCAUUUCAUUUUAAAUUGUGAUCUCUAAUUUUCUUUGUCUUGGGUUGGUAAUUCAGGAUUCAUUUGGAAAGUGGGUAAAAGGGGCUUCAAAAAACUGAUAGAACAGGAUUUUCUAGGAAUUACACAUACAUUUUAUCCUGUCAUACCUCGAGAUAAAGAGGCAUGUUAGUGAGGAUUUCUGAUAUUAAGCACACACACACAUGCACACAAAUGGACUUCUCUGAAGCUGUGUUUAGUGAAACGAGCUUAAGUACAUGAAUGUUAGUUGUUGCCACAUACAGCAAUUUCCUUUUCCUUUUUUUUUCUAUGAGCACACACUGCUGCUUCUAAGCUUUACCAUGCCUGAUGGCACCUUACUCCAGCAGCCUCCAGGUGCGUUCAUUUUCACUUCCAGUCUAAGCCAGUGGCUCCAGCCACUGCCCUCCCAUUACCUAGAUGGCACCUCGUUUGGUGAAACCACGGCCAAUGUUCCUUAGCUGCACCAGGCCCAAAGCUGUUCCCACGCUUCAGCUUCCGUGGGGAGGAUGGUGAGUGAGCAGUUUCCUAUCCUAUGGAUCUGUCAAGCCAUGGAGACAGGUAGCAUUUGCAAGAUGCUGCACAGGAGCAGCAUUAUCCCCAAAAAUAUUACAGGGUAGACAUGUUUUAACUGAAAUCAAUUGAGAUAACUUUGCUCAAACAGCAGCGUGCUUUGUGUGACUAAAAUGAAACAUUAAGACAGUUCAAUCGUGUGACUUGAAGAUUACCAAUGAUUUUGAGGCUUUUCUAUAAUAAAAAGAGGUUCUAACCAUUAUUUGGGAACAAAGAGAGUUUUCAUCUUUUUUCAGAUCAAAACCAUUCUGUAAAGUCUUUGUUGUUUAAUUAAAUGUGCCCUUAUUUACCCCUGAUGUUAUUUAUGACUAUGUGCCGAUUCCUGCUCGGGCUGUUUGCUGUUGGCUGGUAAUAAUAUAUUUGAUUUAAAUGCUGUUGACUGUGCUAUAAACUGCUGCCGUCAGUAAACUCCAAAGAUCUUUUUGUUUUGGCUUUAGUAUCAUAUGUGCUUUUUCUGUAUCAUGAGAGCUCUAUAUGGUCAUGUUACAGCUUUAUAUACAUUGUUGUUUUUGCUGGUCUCAUCUUUGGUAAUAAGCUAUACCCCACUGCUGCCCGACACUGCCCUUUAGCUGCAGAGCUGGAUUAGCUAUUGACCAUUUGAUGCUGUUGUCUGUCUGGCAGGGACUGAAUGACCUGAUGUCAGAUUUAGAUUCUUCCUGGGGAUUAUACAGCUAUGAAUGUAUUUGCUUCUAAAACCUCCCAAAGUGAAUCUAAUCUUAAAACUACAAGUUGUAAGUAUUCUGAAAUUGGGAAACAUUUAUUUUAAAUGCAAUCAGGUAGUGUUGCUUUUUACAGCAUAAUAAAUAUAUGUAUCAAAAAAAA